Molecule: messenger RNA, 4843 nt
Organism: Pecten maximus
Lineage: Eukaryota; Metazoa; Mollusca; Bivalvia; Pectinida; Pectinidae
Product: helicase with zinc finger domain 2-like
Exons: 2
Coding region: 110-4843 (1577 amino acids)
Biological process (GO): miRNA catabolic process; mRNA catabolic process
Cellular component (GO): P-body; exosome (RNase complex)
Molecular function (GO): 3'-5'-RNA exonuclease activity; RNA binding
Source: RefSeq, a predicted model, not a curated record
AAAAUUCUGGAAAUCCAGUAUCAGGUCCCGACGGCAUAUAAUAAGGACACUGUUAAAGCUGUUCGAAAAAUUACCAGUGAAACAUCAAAAGAAUGUUUUCCCCUGUGUAAUGUUAGAAGGCAGAGAUGAUUUAACAGAUUCUCAUUCUGUAUUCACAAUCGAUCCUGAAGGUUCAACAGAUCUUGACGACGCACUUAGUCUCCGAAGACUUCAGAACGGAGUAGUUGAGGUCGGGGUGCAUAUAGCAGAUGUAACGAUCUUUGUGCGAAAAGGGGACAAAAUAGAUGAUGAGGCAAGGCAUAGAGGCACUACAUUUUAUCCAGAAAAUGGCAAACGUCCUUACCACAUGCUUCCGGUGCCACUAAGCCAGAACCUUUGCAGUUUGCUUCCACAUCGGCCAAGACUUGCUUUGUCUUUAUUUUUUCGGUUCACACUCGAAGGGAAGUUGGAAAGCCAAUGCCUCCGAAAAACAGUAGUCAAGUCACGACGCCAAUUCACGUACGGUGAAGUACAAGAUAUAAUACUAGAUCGUACUAAAGACAAAACUUUAUCAGAAGACAUCAAAACGCUAUUUAGCAUAGCAAGGAAACUUAGAUGUAGUAGACUAGGUGAAGCGAUGCAUGCACUUCCAACAGAUGCUAAUCUCUCCGGGAAGGUAGACAGCGAUUCUGUCUUUGGUUCACCAGAAGCGCAUUAUAUGGUAGAAGAAUUCAUGAUACUGUCAAACCAAUCGGUCGCUGAGACUGUAUGUAAAACCUUCGAGGAUUGUGCAAUGUUGCGAUGUCAGGAUGCCCCUUCCCCAGAAAAGGUAAAUUUAUGGAUGACACGAUUUCCGCGGAUUGCCGAUAUAGUAAUCAAAUUGCAAAACAUAAAACCAAAUCAACAUAGACAACUGAACAUUGAAAAUGCCCCGCCGGCAAAACACAAUGUAGUUAUUUGCAUGCAAGCAUGGAUUUGGUCGUUUCUAGAGGAACAGGUUCGCAAAGGCAAUUUUCGAGAAGCUUUCAAACUCAUCGGUAGCGAUGAACUUCAUCCAGAACAGGCACUUGCUUUGUCAGAAUGGAUACAAUUCCAAGAAAAUGCUGAAUACAGAUGCCUUGGGGAUGUGCAAACUCAGCAGGAGCAAUCACACUUCUCUCUUGGUAUAUCACACUACACACAUUUCACGUCUCCUAUCCGGAGAUAUGCAGAUUUGAUUACACAUCGUCUGAUUCAUGCCGUACUUGACAAACAGAUGGCGCCAUAUACAACAUCCGACAUUGUUGAAAUAUGCGGUCAGAUCAAUGAUGUUUCAAGACGUGCGAAGAAAUAUGGAAAGCAAUGUAAAAUCCUGCAGCACAGCUAUGUUCUCACAGACCAUCCUAUGAUGUUGAACUGUUUUAUUGAGGACGUAUCCGAUCAAAGUAUUACAUUCCACAUCCCAGGGAUGAACGUUUUACCCCAACAGUGCAGAGACGUGGCAAUUAACUUGCUGAAUGUGUCAUGUCAACCAAAGUUUACAACAGACAAAGAUGAUGAUAGACCAUUUAACAUCCUAACCCUGGCCUGGCAAAAACGCUUAUAUUCCGAUACAGGCUAUGCUUCAUCAAUUGGAGAUCAUUCAGAUAUCCGCAUCGAUCCGCACCAAAACACUACGUUUCAGCAAUAUUCUCGCUGGACAGAUAUUCUGAAAUCGUUAAUCAUGGGAAAAAAUGAAAUGCUGAAGAGCACUAUCUCUGCACAUGCCGAUUUCCUUGAAGCAGACCAAAUGAGAUCCUUCGUCCCGGCAUGUACGUUGACUGUGCCAGACGUCAGUUCAGAAGUCAAGGAAGGUGUCAUAACAAGGCAUUUUUGUGAAUUUAGCAUGUCUUUCAACCAUGCACAAAUUGUGUCAGUUCUUUUUGGUUCCGAAUCCCAGAAGGGUGUUCUCCUACCGUAUCCGCAGUUAUUAGAACUAACAAAUAACGUGAAGUUUUGUUUGCAACACGUGCAGGACCCAGUGAAGUAUUUGGCUACGUACGCAACGAGGGCUGUACAUUCUGCUCAUUACCGGUCAAUAGACGAAUACCUGAAGACAUGGAUGCCAUUACUGCGAAUGGAAAACACGACAUUAGCAGCUAGAGAGGAUUCAAUUACGAUAAAUGACCUUACGGUAACAUUGAACGAAAUUGACGGAUCAUUUAUACUAACAAAGACGUUUUGUGAUAUUAGAAACAUUGUGUGCAAUGCGAAAUCAAUGUCUUUCCUUUUGUAUGAAAAUGAAAAUGACAAAUCAAAAGGUCAACACGAGUAUGUCCCAUGCUUGGAUUUCUUGUGUAUCAAAUGUCCCUAUAUCGACAGCAACACAGCCCACAAAGGAACUCCUGGAGGAAAACGAAUUUGGCUAGCUCAUGGUCAAGUCGACAAGAUUGAAAGUAGAAAAGGGGAAAUUUUGGUUCACUUCAAGCUUCAUGGGACAAGCCCAAGACGACCGGCACUGUUACAGAAACGUUCUACGCAUGUCUGCAGUGUGGAGAUUCUUACCAAAUCGAGGGAUCGGGCGCAUGCCUUAGAUCACAAACAACGAGACAAAUGCAAACAUGGGCGUCCACGAAGCGUUGACCUCGAUCUGAUGGACGCAAGCAGUUCACGAACACAGUCAAUAAAAUGGUUCGGUAAAGAGAAUUACGCAAAUGGCUAUUCAGAUGAUGAGUCCUUAUCUAUCGCUGAAACUGAAUGUUUAUUUGACGAUGAAGAAUUAGACACUAACGCAGAGGAAGUAGAAGUUGGAAUCAAGGAACUUGAAUAUCAGAUGAUUAUGCAUGGCGCUGCGUUAUCUGAGAAGUUCAUUCAAAGAUUUGAUUUCAAGGAUAGGAAAACCUUUUACCAGACUGGUCUUUCCAUCGAUACACUGCACACUUUACUGCGAGAUCAGCCUAAACGAUUCAAAGUUUGUUCUCUUCAAAUUGAAUCUGCUCACAAAUCCAUAUGCAUAUUAUCAAAACCAGAAAAAAACCUAAGGUCUAUCGAAAUCAGUGGUCGGUCAAAAUGUGGAAAAUACUUUUCAGGAGAUGAAGUAGUAGUGGAAAUAUUGAACCAUAACCACAACACUAAGGAAAUACCACAUUUCAAUAAGACACUUGAUCAUAAUUUCAAGGCAUUUGGAAGAGUUGUUGGAAAACUGUCGUCAAAGCGGUUUCAACAUAUAGAACAUCCAGUCCUUCUCUGUGAAUUGGAUGACGUUGACUACUACCUCAUGAGACCACUGGAUAAAACAGUACCAAAGAUCCAUGUUUUCAACCAAAAUGUGAAAGGAAAAUUCCAAGUUGAAACAUACCAGUACAAUUCAAAGACAAAGGACUUAUCUUUAAGAGAAGUAGUUAAUGUUAAUCCUUCCAAAAAACAUUAUGUAUUUCUAGUUGUAUACAUACGUUGGGAUGCAAUCUAUCCUCUUGGGGCUGUGAUUAAAAUCCUGAGGUCUGACGGAGAUGUAAGCAGCGCUUUAAAAAUUCUGGAAAUCCAGUAUCAGGUCCCGACGGCAUAUAAUAAGGACACUGUUGAAGCUGUUCAAAUUAUUACGAGUGAAAAAGAAUGUUUGCCUCGUGCGAUGUUAGAAGGCAGAAAUGAUUUAACAGAUUCACAUUCUAUAUUCACAAUCGAUCCUGAAGGUUCAACAGAUCUUGACGACGCACUUAGUCUCCGAAGACUUCAGAACGGUGUAGUUGAGGUCGGGGUGCAUAUAGCAGAUGUAACGAUCUUUGUGCGAAAAGGGGACAAAAUAGAUGAUGAAGCAAGGCAUAGAGGCACUACAUUUUAUCCAGAAAAUGGUAAACGUCCUUACCACAUGCUGCCGGUGCCACUAAGCGAGAACCUUUGCAGCUUGCUUCCACAUCGGCCAAGGCUUGCUUUGUCCUUAUUUUUUCGGUUCACACUCGAAGGGAAGUUAGAAAACCAUUGCCUCCGAAAAACAGUAGUCAAGUCACGACGCCAAUUCACGUACGGUGAAAUACAAGAUAUAAUACUAGAUCGUACUAAAGACGAAACUUUAUCAGAAGACAUCAAAACGAUAUUUAGCAUAGCAAGGAAACUUAGAUGUAGUAGACUAGGUGAAGCGAUGCAUGCACUUCCAACAGAUGCCAAUCUCUCCGGGAAGGUAGACAGCGAUUCUGUCUUUGGUUCACCAGAAGCGCAUUAUAUGGUAGAAGAAUUCAUGAUACUGUCAAACCAAUCGGUCGCUGAGACUGUAUGUAAAACAUUCGAAGACUGUGCAAUGUUGCGAUGUCAGGAUGCCCCUUCCCCAGAAAAGGUAAAUUUAUGGAUGACACGAUUUCCGCGGAUUGCCGAUAUAGUAUUCAAAUUGCAAAACAUAAAACCAAAUCAACAUAGACAACUGAACAUUGAAAAUGCCCCUCCGGCGAAAUACAAUGUAGUUAUUUGCAUGCAAGCAUGGAUUUGGUCGUUUCUAGAGGAACAGGUUCGCAAAGGCAAUUUUCGAGAAGCUUUCAAACUCAUCGGUAGCGAUGAACUUCAUCCAGAACAGGCACUUGCUUUGUCAGAAUGGAUACAAUUCCAAGAAAAUGCUGAAUACAGAUGCCUUGGGGAUGUGCAAACUCAGCAGGAGCAAUCACACUUCUCUCUUGGUAUAUCACACUACACACAUUUCACGUCUCCUAUCCGGAGAUAUGCAGAUUUGAUUACACAUCGUCUGAUUCAUGCCGUACUUGACAAACAGAUGGCGCCAUAUACAACAUCCGACAUUGUUGAAAUAUGCAGUCAGAUCAAUGAUGUUUCAAGACGUGCGAAGAAAUAUGGAAAGCAAUGUAAAAUCCUGCAGCACAGCUAUGUUCUCACAGACCAUCCUAUGAUGUUGAACUGUUUUUUUUGA